AUGACGACACAUAUUCUGAUAGAGACACCAAGACGCUGGUGUCGUCCUCAUGAUCAGCCGGCGCUGGGGGGAACGUCUAAGCCCGUCAUCUAUCGGCAAAACAGGUAUUUCAGGCCGAGGAGACGUCACAACUGUGGAAACGUCGACGCCGUUCGGAAUGCGAAGUACCCUCUGAGCUGUUCAUGUCCUCCGGACGGCUUCCUUGUCGCCGAGAUCUGCGAGCUCAUGUACCGUGAGGCAGCGUAUAUGCUGAACAAGAACAAGCCACGGUCCGCGCAAGCUAGAUCUCCCGAUGCCCGCCAUGCCAGGACAGCCGCGGCCGGAGCUGGCGAAGUCUGCCCCGGAUGCCGUCAGCGAGUGCCGGAUUUGAGGCGUCACAUGAAGCGAUGCUGCCCUGAGAAGUUGCCAGAACGAUCUGUGGACGAUCUUGAGGCCCGCCGCGCAACGCGCAAAGCCGCCAGCGAGGAGGACUGGAUCAGUGAGGAGGAGGUCCGGGACGCUGCAUUGAAGUCCUUCGGGGCCGUUCAGGACCCACUCCUUCGACGCUCUCUGGAGCUCCGGUUUGGGGCAGACAGAGGUGGGGUGCGCCGAACGCCGGCAGAGGUUGCCGAAGAGCUUGGUGGCAAGUACCGUGGUAAGCCGGAGGCUGCUGCAAAUGGAUCAGAGAAGCAGCUGAUUUUGGCUUUGCUCGAUGCACUUGCAUCUGGACACGACAAGGCAGCCAGUCUCCUCUUCGACUGGGGAGUUGCACCUGGCCUUGGGGCGGUCGCAGCAGACUCGCCGCAACCAGGCAGCGUGCACGUGUUGAUCUUGGGCUGGGGCGGCUCCAGCCAAGCUCAGCUGCAACCGGCACAGAAGUGGUGGCAAGGCAAGGGGUACCCGACCUUGGCGACGACUUUCUGCCCGAAGGAGUUGGAGAAGCAGAUCGAUGCCAUCAGUGCUUUCUUACCAUCCAAGUGCGAUGUCCUGGUGCACGUGUUCUCGAACAAUGGCGUUUAUCUGCUUCAGGAGUUGCUGCAGCAAACGCGAGAGAGUCGACCUUGGCGGCUCUCCGGCAUCAUUUUGGACUCUGCGCCGGAUGCCUGCGUCAGCCCGAUGUUGAUGAACAUGGUGGUGAACGGCUGCAUUCGUGCGCUUUGCAUGGUUCACGGCGUUUUCAUUCGGGAGCGUCCUGAAGCAGCUUUGACUGCCUUUCACGUCAUCGGCCCACUACGUGUUGGGGACCGCAUCCAGGACCAGGGCCCCAUUCCAUCGGUGGUGGAUCCAAGUGGAGCUGCACGUGGCUAUUUGGCGAACACGGAUCGAGGAGAUGCCAUGAACGCCAAGGUCAUGCAUACGGUCGUUGCCGACUAUGCCGGCAAGGCCUUGGAGGCAAAAGACGUGGAGGCCUUGCGCAAAUUCCAAGUCUCCAAGGUCGAGAUUGGAACAAUCUCAGAUUUUCUGCUGCAAGAGGACGUGCCAGUGCUGUUUCUUUAUUCCUCUACCGACAGCUUGAUCAAAGCAGCUGCAGUGGAAGACUUCAUGAAGAGAAGCACGCGUGAGGGGCAGACGAGCUCCAAAAAGUUUGCUGGAUCGCAACAUGUCCGCCACUUCCAGAAGCAUGCCGCCGCCUUGAACCUGGUCCGCACAGCCUUGCGGAGCAUUCCAUUGGUAGCAGACGACCCAAAGGAUUUGGUCGUGAUCUACGAGGAUGAGUCCCUGCUGGCGGUUUCGAAGCCGCCUUGCCUCCGGUGCACUCCUGUCCACAGGUUUGUGGGAAAGUCGCUCACGAGUCAGAUACUGGGCUACUUCCAGUCGAAGGGGGAAGGGCAGCAGGCCUCGGCACCGAUGAUGCUACAUCGCUUGGAUCAAACCACAAGCGGGAUCGUGUUGUGCGCCAAGACGAAGGCGGCUGCCAAAGCUUGUGCUGAGCAGUGGCACGAGGACGAUUGCAAGAAGGAGUAUUUGGCCAUCGCGCUCGCUGAUGAUGAAUGCUCUCUGCAUCAUGUCGGCGCCACAACGGUGGGCCGUCCAGUGGGGAUCCGUUUGGUUCCGCGGUCCGGCUACCUGCGGCCGUUGUCGUUGCCUCGCCGUGCCCCGCCACAACCGAGCAAUCUGCGAAAGGUCGAGGGGCGACCGCUCUGUGGCACAGCAGCGUUGGCACUGGCCAUCACGGCCCUGUCACGCAGUCAGCAGCGGCGUUUUCGGGCUGCCCUGCGAGUGGUGGACAUCGAGUCCUUGGAAGUGGUGGAUGUUCUUUGUGAGGAGGAAGGACCUGUGCAGAUUAGAAUGAGAUGGCCCAAAGGUGGCGACUCUCGGAAAUUUGACCGUCCUCGAGACCAGCUGCUGGAGAAGACUCUCAUGCGGAUGUCCCUGACGUUGCAGAAGGGGUCCAAUACGAAGGCCAGGCGACGUGGAUGGAGGCAGCGGAAGCAACACAAAGAGGUGGAACAGAAGAAGGUUGAAGCGCCGAAGAUGCCGAUAACCACAAGUCUGCUGACCAAUGAUGGUCAGCCGCUGGACGGGUCGCUGCAGCUGGAAGAGGCGUUUGCCGCGGAGACAAAAGCAGCAAUCCUGCUUGCAGGUGAGGAGAGCUAUCGCGUGCGCGUCAAUCGACCCAUGGCACGUCAUGUGACUUGCCGUGGAAGGCCGAGAGCAGGGCUUCGCCUUGCGGCCGUCGCAGAGGGCUGUUUCUGCGAUUCGCAGAAGCUUCGCUGGGAGUGGCGUGUUGGCGGCGAGCUGGUGAGCCGUGAGCAUUGCUACACACCAACUGAGGCGGAUGUCGGCCAGGCUUUGGAGGUCAUCGCACGGCCACCCUUGGCAGACGAUCCGAAGACGAGUCUCCUCCUGGGUGUGGAUGACUUGGAGGCGAGUGCCCAGCUGGAGCUGCCAGAGGUGCAGCCUCCGGCGGCUUUGCCAGGGCAGUGCGAUACGCGCAGCCAGGCGAUGGAUGCUCAGCUGCAGACAUGGCUGGAGAGCCAGGACAAAGCGCCGAACACUCUCCGUGUCGUGAGCUAUAAUGCACUCGCAGACUGCUACAGGCAUUGCUGGGACCAGAUGUUCCCGUAUUGCCAGCCCGAGACGCUGCGGCCGGAGCAGAGGUUGCAACUCAUUCGUCAGGAGGUCAGCACCUUCCGCGCAGACCUGCUGGGUAUGCAGGAAGUGGACGCAACCUGGUACAAGCCUGCCGUGGCCAUGCACGCCGAGAAACUGUCGCGCCAAAGAAGCAACAGCUUCGACGACGAGCAAGAUGGCGAGUGGUGGCCACCUCCUCUGACUGAGCAGGACGUGGCUUUGCGACAGCGCGCCAAGCGGUUGUUGGAGGCAAUCCGACGGAUUCCUCUGGUAUACUAUGACAUCAAAGCCUGGGAGAACGAACACGAGAAGGUCUUCUCCCUCUUCAGGAAAGGUUGCCUGGAUGCCGACAAGUCCGACAUGCUGGAAGCGCCGAUCUACAACAAUCAUCAGAUUGAGGAUGCCUGGCUUUUCCUGCUGGAGAUGAGGAGGCGGCACUUCAAUCGCAGAAAGCACGUGCAAGAGUGUGCGCGCAUCCUGGGCGCGUCCUACAACUGGUCUAUAGUGCUUUUGGGCUCCAAGAAGGUCUUAGAAGCUCUGAAGGAUCUGCCACAGGAAGUAUGCACAGAGAUCCUUGAAGAUGCCAAUGCCUUGGACCUGCUGAACACCCUCUACCCUUCUAGGCGUCGAUCGAAGCCUCGUCAGGCGGACUGGCUUGCUGGCAGCACACCCAGCAACUCCCCGUCGAAUGCUUGGAGCGGCGAUUCAGACAGCUUCUUUGGGAAGGACAGCACCUCUGGCAAGGUGGAAGACUCGCCAACCUGGGUCCAGGACACCUGGCCGGAGGUGAAGGCUAAUGGCCGGAACCCCAAGAACCCCUUCAAGCAGACAGCCUCUUGGCUCGUUCUUGGUUCACUUAGCUUCACAUUGCAUUCGGUUUGUAUUCGGUUUGUAUUCUGUUUGGGGUCGAUCGUCAUGGCUUAG
This is a messenger RNA of Symbiodinium sp. CCMP2592, 3978 nucleotides long. NCBI's taxonomy places the organism in Eukaryota, Dinophyceae, Suessiales, Symbiodiniaceae. The record is from the annotation of a GenBank genome assembly.